Molecule: messenger RNA, 3327 nt
Organism: Clunio marinus
Lineage: Eukaryota; Metazoa; Arthropoda; Insecta; Diptera; Chironomidae
Source: the annotation of a GenBank genome assembly
GGGGGUUCAAGUGCACUCCUUAUAGAAAAGUUAUUUCGUCGAAAUCUUUUAUUAUUCAUUACCUGAUUCAAAUGUCAUAAGAAAAGUCCCAAAGGCAAUCGUGACGAAGUAAAAAAAGUUCUGGUGUACAAAAAAGUGUGAAUAUUUAGAAAUAUUUCUUGUUAAAAGCUUGGAAAAAGGAAGAAGUUUUUCUCUUUAAAAGAAAAUCUGAAAUUGUCUCAAGUAAAAGACAAACAUUAAAAGAGUGAAAAUUUAUUUAUAAAAGCGAGAUCUCAGAUUAUUAAAAAAGAAGUAUGAGUUCAUCAGCAGUUCGAGCCUUAGCAUUAGAAUACAAAAGUCUACAAGAGGAACCUGUCGAAGGCUUCCGAGUAAAAUUAUUAAAUGACGAUAAUCUUUUUGAAUGGAGUGUUGGACUGUUUGGUCCUCCAGAGACUCUUUACCAAGGUGGAUACUUUAAGGCAUUGAUGAAGUUCCCAACAGAUUAUCCAUACUCGCCUCCAUCUAUAAGAUUCAUCACAAAAGUAUGGCAUCCAAAUGUUUAUGAGAAUGGCGAUUUAUGUAUUUCAAUUCUUCAUCCGCCUGUUGACGAUCCUCAAAGUGGAGAACUGCCAUGUGAAAGAUGGAAUCCAACACAAAACGUCCGAACGAUUCUUCUCUCCGUUAUUUCUUUGCUCAAUGAACCUAACACAUUUAGUCCGGCAAACGUCGAUGCCAGCGUGAUGUAUCGCCGAUGGCGUGACUCAAAUGGUCGUGAUAACGAGUAUCCAAACAUAAUCAGAAAACAAGCUCUGCAAGCAAAAGUGGAAGCAGAAAAGGAGGGUAUUGUUGUUCCACUGACAUUAGAAGAAUAUUGUCUUAAACCUAAAACGAAUCCUAACAAUCAAGAACCUCAGCUUGAUAUGACAGAUUUCUACGACGACGCCUAUGAUUGCAUGAUAAUGAAGUGUACAGAAGUUUUCUAUUUAUUCCUAUUAGUUAUUGUAAGCACACAUUCUUUGGAGUCACCAAGUGAGUCCAAAGCACAGUCAGAUGAUUCGAAAGAUACAGGAACUCAAGAUCUAGCUGAGAGCUCAUCAAUCUUAAAUGACGAAGUGAAAAUUGAAAAUGAUAUCAUAACAAAUGUUACGAAACCUCCAUAUAUAUCAGCGAAGUUGAGCAGUACAAGUUCAAGCGUGACAACAACAACGACCUCACAACCAAAUGCUGUGGAAGCUGAAAAAGGAAGCUCGUUGUCUAUCUUUUUUGUUUUAUGUGUUAUCGCACUGGGAAUUCUUCUAAUUCAUAUGAUGCUUCAAACAAAUUUUCAAUAUCUCCCGGAAUCUAUUGUUACCGUCUGUCUGGGUGCAUUGAUUGGAGUUAUUCUCAAUUACACAUCUGUUAAAACAGUAUUUGAGCGAGAGGAAGUGUUUUCACCAACAGCUUUUUUUCUUGUACUUCUCCCACCGAUAAUUUUUGAAUCUGGUUACAACUUGCACAAAGGAAACUUUUUCCAAAACAUUGGCUCAAUUUGUGUUUUUGCAAUAAUCGGAACUGCAAUUUCAGCUUUAAUAAUUGGAAGUGGAGUUUAUCUUCUUGGCAUUGCUGACGUAGCUUAUCAGUUAAACUUCAUUGAGAGUUUUGCUUUUGGAUCUUUGAUAUCAGCUGUUGAUCCUGUCGCAACAAUUGCUAUCUUUCAUGCCUUAGAUAUUGAUCCCGUACUUAACAUGUUAGUUUUUGGCGAAAGUAUUUUAAAUGAUGCAAUCAGUAUUGUUCUAACAACAACUGUAAUGCCUUCAUCAACGAAAACAUCUGGUCAUGAUUUAUUAAGUGUUGGUAGAGGUGAAGCCAUCAUCCUAGCUUUAAAUCGCUUUUGCAUGAUGUUCUUUGCAUCAGCUGGCAUUGGAGUCGUCUUUGCACUCAUCAGUGCAAUUCUGCUUAAAUAUGUUGAUCUUCGCAAACAUCCUUCGUUGGAACUUGCGUUACUUCUUGUCUUCACUUACUGUCCUUAUGUACUUGCUGAAGGUUGUCAUCUUUCAGGAAUUAUGGCAAUCUUAUUUAAUGGAAUUGUAAUGAGUCAUUACAGUCACUUUAAUCUGUCGACCGUUACUCAGAUUACUAUGCAACAAACGAUGAGAACUUUGGCUUUCAUUUGCGAAACUUGCGUGUUUGCUUAUCUCGGUUUAGCUAUUUUCUCCUUCAAACAUCAGGUUGAACCAGCAUUAGUGAUAUGGAGCAUAAUUUUAUGCUUAAUUGGUCGCGCAGCAAAUAUAUUUCCACUUUCUUGGAUGGUCAACAAAUUCAGAGCAACCAAAAUAACUCCAAAGAUGAGCUUCAUUAUGUGGUUCUCUGGGCUUCGUGGAGCGAUUUCUUAUGCACUUAGUCUUCAUUUAGAGUAUUCAAAAGAAGAGACCAGACGUGUAAUGAUCUCAACAACAUUGAUCAUAGUUUUGUUCACAACAGUUUUCUUUGGUGGAUCAACAUUGCCAUUGUUAAAAUUCUUACAAGCUGGAAAGAAAAGCAGACGAGCUGCAGACGGUAGAACAAGAAGUCGUUCACGUAGUCAUGGGAGACGCAAGGAGAAAGUUAUAUCUCUCAGUAAAACGCGUGAAUUUGGACAGGCAAUCGAUUCGGAACACUUGUCAGAGUUAACAGAAGAAGAAGAAGUAAACUUUUCCGACUCAAAACUCGGUGGAUUUGCUCGAUUGGAUAGAAAAUAUUUUACACCGUUUUUCACUCGAAGAUUUACAAAUCAGGAACUUCGUGAUUGUAAAUCUCAAAUGGCUGAACUUCAAAGUAAAUGGUACGAGGCAAUACGGGUUGAUAAUCAAACCGACGAUGAAGAUGACGUGCUAGAAACAACAUCACAGAAAACAGAGAGAACCAGUUCGACAAUUUCAAUGACAUCAAGUCGUGCCAACAUAAUUUCUUAAAUAUAACAUGAUUCUACGUUUCCUAAGCACGAUUUAGAAAAUAAAUAAAUUUAAACCAAGAAAAAAAGGUUUUCAUAGAUAAAUGUUGAGUACAAAGUUGUAAUUUACCAUCAUGAAAAAAAUGAAAGAAAAAUACGAAAGCCAGAGAUGGCAAAAGUCUUAGAAUAAGUAGGUGGGUUUAUACCAUCAAAUGAAAUUGAAGUGUGAUUGAAUACAUUUUGUUAAUUGUUUGUUCCUUUGAGUUCCUUUCUGUUUAUUAAAAAUGAAAAAUUUCAUUUUCACUUAAAGACGUAACGUACUUAAAUAAUUAAAAAGAUUGUUUGCAAACUAUUUUAUUUGCAAUUUUUUGUGUCUAUAAAUAUUUUAUCUAAUGAAUAAAUAAAUUCAACUGCGUUUUAAAAUCUCAGAAGAAAAGAGA